UUAAACUAGGUUUAAGAUAAGAUACCCUAUUUAUUCGAUAACAGAAAAAAAAUUACACUAUUACGUACAUUUUUUAUUCAAGCGAUGAUUUUUAUUAUAUUCUCUUUGCUAGCCUUUGUUGGCCUAGCUCCUUCUAUAGAUGCUUUAGAACUAACUCCAGUUGAAGGGGGUCUAAGUGGUAAUGGUUCCACAAGCCGGUAUUGGGACUGUUGUAAGCCAGCAUGUGCUUGGCCCUCAAAUGUUCCGCAUAGUCCAAGGCCAGUUACUAGUUGUAAAGCUGACGGAAUAACACCAAUAAAUCCAGACGCUAUGUCAGGUUGUGAAAAUGGUACUGCAUAUACGUGCACAAAUCAACAACCAUUUAUUGUUAAUCAAACGUAUGGAUAUGGAUUUGCAGCUGCUUAUUUAAUUGGUGGACCGAGCACAAACAACUUUUGCUGUGCUUGUUUCUUGCUUAACUUUACAGAUCAAAUAAAAUAUAAACACAUGGUUGUACAGGUAACAAACAGUGGUACCAACUUUGAUAAAAACGAGUUCGUCAUUGCUCUACCUGGAAGCGGUGUCGGGGAUCACCCAGAAGGUUGCCACGAUCAGUGGAACGCUCCAUGGACAGGAUGGGGUGACCAAUACGGGGGAGUUCACAUGAGAUCAGAAUGUGUGACGCUCCUUCCAGAAGAACUACAAGAGGGAUGUAAAUUUAGAUUUGAUUUUAUGGAAACCGCGGCAAAUCCACUGGUUUCAUUCCAACAAGUAGUUUGUCCUGAUGAACUUGUAAAAAUUAGUGGUUGUAGAAUUCCCGAAUAAAAUUAUGAUCAUCAAUAAUUUUUGAAUGUUUUAUAUGUAAAAAUAUACUAAAAUAUUUUAUACAAUACGUGUUUCUUAUAUUUUAUAUAAAUGAAUUUUCUGGUUUUAAA
This is a messenger RNA of Diabrotica virgifera virgifera (western corn rootworm), 914 nucleotides long. Its product is annotated as endoglucanase-like. The transcript is spliced from 4 exons. Lineage: Eukaryota; Metazoa; Arthropoda; Insecta; Coleoptera; Chrysomelidae. The coding region runs from base 85 to 804 and encodes 239 amino acids. Gene Ontology annotation, molecular function: cellulase activity. Gene Ontology annotation, biological process: carbohydrate metabolic process. The record is from RefSeq and is a predicted model, not a curated record.